This is a messenger RNA of Sturnus vulgaris (Common starling), 4917 nucleotides long. The record is from RefSeq and is a predicted model, not a curated record. NCBI's taxonomy places the organism in Eukaryota, Metazoa, Chordata, Aves, Passeriformes, Sturnidae.
ACAGAGUUUAUACAGCAUUUUCUAAUUGAAAAAAGAAACUAUUUUCAACAGGGCAAAACAAAAGAGUUCCUUAUUUAUGGUCUUAAAAGUUUGUUAAAACUUAAAACAAAAUUGGGAAGUACAUUUGUUUAUAAUCUGCACAAAAGCACUAUCAGCAGUGGUCAAGGAGAAAAAAUUGGCUGCCUUACAGCAAAUUGUUUUUUAGAGGAGUGUUAAUUGUUGAGAUGCUGUGGAGUGGAGGAUGGAGGGAAGACUGUCCACAGUGUGACAUGCUUGGAACUAAACAAGAAGUUUCACAAGGUGUAGCUUUAGACAUUUGGGAUUGUUUCACUUCUUUGCAUAGCUUUUCCCUGGUUGUGAGUUGGGUGCCAGCCUGCCACUUCAUCAGUGCCACUGCUGGGGUUUCCUGUGAGCUGGAAGAAGGGAAUGCUGUUCUUCAUGGGAAGCAGUUCCAUUUGUUUCUGUCCUUCUGUGGCAUCUAUUGUUUGUAAAGAUUUGACCGUGGAGCUGCAGAGCAAAGCACAUGGAGGAGCUGAUCCUGCUCUGAACAGGCGUUUUCCUUGAAGUUUGUGUGGACCUGCAUCUUCCUGCUGAAUUUUCAUUAUAAGAAAGAUGGGGAGAAAGCAGAGUGUGUGAGACAAUAUAAGGAAGUGGCUUUAAAUUGGCCUUUCAGCUGCAGUUCUCAUAAAAACAGCUGCUUUUGCACAUCUUUAGAGUAAAAAAGCUAAAUUCAAAUAUUGGCCUCUGUGCAAAGAAUCAGAACUGGGUGCUGGGUGCCUCUUUGUCCUAAGGCACUCUGAGAGGGUGAGAUCUAUAAAACUCUUAGAUAGCUUUAAAGGGAAGAGAGGGUUUGUGGAAAGAAGCAGAAGCUUGUCAAGAACCAUGUGGUGGCCGGAGGUGCUGUGGUGCUUUGGCAAAGGCCGGAGUGGGAGCUGGGUGAUGUGUCAGUGGGAGGGAGCUGUGGUGUCCCUGGGACAUUGCUGCUCUUGGCUCUGUGUUCCACACGCUGCUGUUGCCACGAGGAGUGAGGCUCUCACUGUGUACCUGCCUGGAGACUCUCCAUCUCAUAACACAGUUUGGUGCCACUCAGGACACAAAGUGUCUUUAUUCUUGUAGUGCUUGUGUAUUGCACCUCAGUUGGGAACCACUGCUCCUGGAUUUAGAAACCAGCCUUCCUUCCCCUUGUCUCCUCAAUAAUACUUUUUCUGUUCUGACACAGGUUGUAGGUUUCUCCUGAUAAAUAAAUGUGUGUAGAUCCCACAACCUUCUCUGUGUAAUAUCCUCACUCACUGACUGUGCUUUGCUAACUUGACUUUCCAGGUAAUACACAAUGAAAUGCCUAUCAGGACUUUCAAAUUUUUUUUUUUCCAUGAGAAAGUUGAGUAUUUCCUGUCAUUUUUCCUUUUCCUGACUCUGUAUGGACACCCGACGAUAGGAGUCUUCCAAUCAAAGUGCAUUUAAUUGUAGAAACUGUAGCAGGAAAAAGACCCAACCCUGUGGUGGAGUCUGCAUACUUUGUAUUAAACCUGUUUGCUUGGGUAAAACUGAACACGAAGGCAAAACUUGGAUGCAACCAACAUUUUUAAGAAGCUUGUUCUCUUCUUCCCCUGUAAUAAAAACUUUUGGGUCUAAAUUUAGCUAGGAGAAUCUAAAUUUGCCAGGAGAGCUAUUCCAUUUUCCAUGACUUAAAGGACAGUUUAUUUGAGAAGUAACUUUGUUUUAAAGAUGUCUCAAUUGCUUUGGGACUCACUUCCACAUAUUAUAAGUUUCAUUGAAUGUAAUUCCAGUCUGUUAAGGGUGAGAUGAGGCAGAAACAAUGUUUCUACAAUAUGUAGCUUAAAAUUGUAAAGGAACUUCAUAGACUUCCCAUUACUUGGAAGGUUUAUCUGUCUGUAAUUCAAUUUUUUUUCCAGAUGUUGUGCUGUGAUCAGCUGCUCACUUGUGGCUGCUUUAUCGUUUUUGUAACCAGGUCAUUCUGAAUUAUCCAACUCUGUUACCACGAGUGUCACUUUAGAGGAAUGGUUGUGAGCAGCCUUUGGAGAUUGGCUGUCUCUGCUGACAGUCACAGGGUGGUUUGAUCUGUGAGAAUUCUAAAGGGAGCUGAACAUAACAUCAUACCCCACUUAAGGAGGGGUAGUUAUUGUAUCUAUUUUUAUUUCGUUUUUGUGACUUCUCUGCAAAAGUCAGUGGAACAGGAGCACUUUGAGUGUUUCUAGGGAUUGCUGUUGAUUCCAUUUUGGAGUGAGCACUCAGAUAUAAAUGUUAAUUCUGUUUUCUUUUUGAUCAGCCAUUCAAAUUGUAAAACUGUUGGUCUCUGUUCUCCACGUGGGAUCCUCCUUUGAAUUAACUUUAUACAUUUGAAAGAAAAUCAUGAUGUGUUUGUCUUGUGUUUUAUAACCAGUGACUUUUCUGUUUGGACACAGUGAUUUUAAUUGUUGCAAAAUUGAAGUUGCCUGCCAGCAUUUAUAGAACUAUAUUUCUUGUAACAAAAUACUCUUUUAAGUGCAGGUAUCAGCAAAAUGUGUAAAAUAUUAUUGUCUUGCAAUUUCUGCUUCAGUGUAUCCUAAUUUUCUGUAAUCUGCAUUUAAAAAAUCAAAACCUAACAACACUAAAUUCUGCAUGUCUGACUUUUUUUUUUCCUGUGUGGCAUUACCUAAAGGUAAACACUGCUCUCUUAAUGUAGGUUGUGAGUGCUGCAUGUGUGCUUUUCAGAGCAGUAGUGUGAGGAAGCUGGCAGUGGAAUGGCAGGACGGCCUCAUCCUUAUGACAGUAACUCCAGUGAUCCAGAGAAUUGGGAUCGGAAAUUGCAUAAUAGACCUCGUAAACUUUGUAAACAUUCAAGCACCUCAUCCCGUGUUGCUAAAGGCAUAGACUACACCAAAAUGAGCCUCCAUGGUGCCAGUGGUGGACACGAGAGGUCAAGGGACAGGCGCAGAUCCAGUGACAGAUCUCGUGACUCGUCCCACGAAAGAGCAGAAUCUCAGCUCACUCCAUGCAUCAGGAAUGUCACUUCACCAACAAGACAGUAUCACUCUGAUCGCGAGAAGGAUCACAGCUCAUCCCGGCCCAGCAGCCCCCGGCCCCAGAAGACAUCCCCCAAUGGUUCUGUUGUCAGCAUGGGCACCAGCAGCAGGAACAGCAGCCAGUCCAGCUCAGAUGGCAGCUGCAAGGCUGGUGGGGAAAUGGUGUUUGUGUAUGAAAAUGGCAAAGAGGGGGCUCGGAACGUCAGAACUUCCGAGCGAGUAACGCUCAUCGUGGACAACACCAGAUUUGUUGUAGAUCCCUCCAUCUUCACUGCACAGCCUAACACAAUGCUGGGCAGGAUGUUUGGAUCAGGCAGAGAACACAACUUUACACGACCCAAUGAGAAAGGAGAAUAUGAAGUUGCUGAAGGAAUUGGCUCCACUGUAUUUCGUGCUAUUCUGGAUUACUACAAGACUGGGGUGAUACGCUGUCCUGAUGGGAUAUCUAUUCCUGAGCUCAGAGAAGCAUGUGACUAUCUCUGUAUCUCCUUUGAGUAUAGUACUAUAAAAUGCAGAGAUCUGAGUGCUCUCAUGCACGAAUUGUCAAAUGAUGGUGCUCGCAAGCAAUUUGAGUUUUACCUGGAAGAAAUGAUUCUGCCAUUAAUGGUAGCCAGUGCCCAAAGUGGGGAGAGGGAAUGCCACAUCGUUGUGCUGACAGAUGAUGAUGUUGUUGACUGGGAUGAAGAGUAUCCCCCCCAAAUGGGAGAGGAGUAUUCACAAAUUAUUUACAGCACGAAGUUGUAUAGAUUCUUCAAAUACAUUGAAAACAGAGAUGUAGCCAAAUCGGUUCUGAAGGAAAGGGGGCUCAAGAAAAUCCGACUGGGCAUUGAAGGUUACCCCACGUACAAGGAGAAGGUGAAGAAGCGGCCGGGCGGGCGGCCCGAGGUGAUCUAUAACUACGUGCAGAGGCCGUUCAUCCGCAUGUCGUGGGAGAAGGAGGAAGGGAAGAGCCGGCACGUCGACUUCCAGUGCGUGAAGAGCAAAUCCAUCACCAACCUGGCGGCGGCAGCAGCCGACAUCCCGCAGGACCAGCUGGUGGUGAUGCACCCCACGCCGCAGGUGGACGAGCUGGACAUCCUGCCCAUGCACCCGGCCCCCAGCAGCAGCGAGCUGGAGGCCGAGGGCCAGAACCCCCCGCUCUGAUCGCGCUGCCCCACACAAGCAUGCUCCCUCAGUGACUGUUCUCAGCUCAUGCCACACUGCAAUGCCAGUUUCUCCAUUGUGUCCCGGUGUUUAGGAUGUUGCAGCAGGGGCCUGGCAGGGCCCCGGGGGUGCCUGGUUGCUCUGGGAGGAGCUCAGCUCCAGCGCUGGGCUCGGUGACGUUCGUGUCUGUGUUUACCAGUAGGUGUGUGACGUUGGUGACUCGUGAGCUGGCCUGGCCCCGCUCCGCGGCCCUGGAAGCAGAGUGGGAAUUGAUAGUAGCACUUUACAAAUGGUUGAGAAGUGGAAUUUGAAGCCAUUUUUUAUAAAUGUAUUGCACAAUACUAACAAAGUGCUUCUAUCAAAGGUAUUAACUGUACAUAGUUUUGCUCUGAAUAGAUUGACCCUUUUAAAGUUAUUGUAUAUGGUUGAGCACAAAACUACUUACUCUUGGGUUUUUGGAUUGAGGACGUGAUUCAAUGACCCAUGUAACAUCUUGUUCAAGUUCUUUAGUGAAUUUUUUCACUUGUUUGCAGCGUGAGCCAUGUUCAAAAAUUGUGAACAACGGACAGGGGCUUUAUCCUAAAUUUUGCCUUACCUUAAGCUGUUCACAAGUAUUUAUUUAAUACAUUUUUCAUAAGUGUCAUGGAAUAGGAAAAUGCAAAUGGUUCAUUCUUCAUUUAUUAAUGAUUGUAAACAAGUUUUUCAUGCAAAUAAAGUUUCCAUUAUUUUAAUGGGCUUGAAUUAUCUCCGA